This is a messenger RNA of Gekko japonicus, 1114 nucleotides long. RefSeq names its product zinc finger protein 501-like. Lineage: Eukaryota; Metazoa; Chordata; Lepidosauria; Squamata; Gekkonidae. Bases 14 to 1114 code for a protein of 366 amino acids. The transcript has a single exon. The record is from RefSeq and is a predicted model, not a curated record.
CCAGCGAGUCCUUAUGGGGAAGAAAUCUUGUCAGUGCUUGGCGUGUGGAAAUUCUUUUGCUCACCAGCUGGACCUUGUGACCCAACAGGGAAUCCAUGUUGAUGAGAGGACCUAUAAAUGUCUGGAAUGUGGAGACUGUUUUGAACAGCAUGCUGCCUUUGUGAGCCACUGGAGGGUCCACACAGGAGAGGAACCUUACGAAUGCCUGGAGUGUGGGAAACGUUUUCCUCGGCCUUCGGCCCUGGUGAAACAUUGUCGCGUCCACACAGCAGAGAGACCCUACGCAUGUUUGGAGUGUGGCAAGUGCUUUGCGCAACAGUCCUAUCUUCUUACCCAUCAGAAAAUCCACACGAGAGAAAAACCCCACAAAUGCUUGCAGUGUGGAGAAUGUUUUCCCGACAACCCAGCCUUUGUGAGGCACCAGCGAGUCCACACAGGGCGGAAACCUUACAAAUGCUCUGAAUGUGGGAAGUGUUUUGCUGACAGAUCGCAUGUGGUGACUCACCUGAGAGUCCACAAAGGAGCAAACCCUUAUAAAUGCUCAGAGUGUGGGGAAUCUUUUGACCAGCACUCUGCCCUUGUCAGCCACUGGAUAUUCCAUACAGGAGAACAACCUUAUGAGUGCCUGGAGUGUGGGAAAUGUUUUCCUCGGCCCUCAGCUCUCGUAAAACACUGCAGAGUCCACACAGCUGAGAAGCCUUUCACGUGUUUGGAGUGUGGGAAAUUUUUUGCCCAGCAAUCAGGUCUUGUAAAACACCAGCGAGUCCAUACAGGAGAAAAACCUUACGCAUGCUUGGCAUGUGGGAAAUGUUUUGCUGAUAGCUCGUCUCUUGCAAGGCACAAAAGGGUUCACACAGGAGAGAAGCCCUAUAAAUGCUCAGAGUGCGGGAAAUGUUUUUCGGACAGGUCGAACGUUUUGGCUCACAUGCGAGUCCAUACAGGAGAGAAACCUUACAAGUGCUUAGAGUGUGGGAAAUGUUUUUCCCAUCGAUCACACAUAGUGAAACACCAGAAAUUCCACAUGAAAGAGAAACUCUCAAAAUACCAGCAGCCCUUGGGGGUAGACAUGUCUGAAUUACCUCUUCAUAGGACUAUCAAAGAAGAAGUGCUAUAA